Molecule: messenger RNA, 6824 nt
Organism: Grus americana (Whooping crane)
Lineage: Eukaryota; Metazoa; Chordata; Aves; Gruiformes; Gruidae
Gene: ZC2HC1A
Product: zinc finger C2HC-type containing 1A
Exons: 10
Coding region: 97-1212 (371 amino acids)
Source: RefSeq, a predicted model, not a curated record
CGCCCGCCCGACCAAUGGGAGCGGCGGUUGUUAGCGUGCCGGGAGGUGGCGGCGUUGCCACAGCAGCGGCGGGGCCGGUGGCGGUCGGGGCGCGCUAUGGAGGGGCUGGAAGGUGAGGUUACAGUGCAAACUGGAGAUCUGUUGCCAUGUAGGAUUUGUGGAAGAACUUUCUUUCCAGCAGCACUGAAAAAGCAUGGACCCAUUUGCCAAAAAACUUCUGCCAAGAAAAGGAAGACAUUUGAUUCUAGCCGACAGAGAGCAGAAGGAACUGAUAUUCCCACAGUAAAGCCUCUUAAGCCACGGCCAGAACCACCCAAAAAACCUUCCAACUGGAGACGAAAGCACGAAGAAUUUAUAGCAACUAUACGAGCAGCCAAAGGACUUAAUCUUAAAGAUGGUGGAAAACUCCCUCCACCACCUCCACCAUCAUAUGACCCUGAUUACAUUCAGUGUCCAUAUUGUCAGAGGAGAUUUAAUGAAAAUGCAGCUGAUAGACACAUCAAUUUCUGUAAGGAACAAGCAGCACGUAUUACUAAUAAGGGGAAACUGGCAGCUGAUACCAAAGGAAAGCUUCCUACUCGAACACAGUACAAACCUGCUGCACUUAAGAAGAUGCCUUCUGUAGGAUCAACACCAUCGUCAUCAUCACGCUUACCACAGCCAAGUGGUGUUAGCAAAACUGUUGUAGGUGCCUCUUCAAAUAAAGCACUAUCUUCAUCUGGAUCGAGUGGGAGCAAAAUUCAGUCAUUAUCGCCAGCUCAUAAAAACUCAUUGGGAAUGGUGAACCCACAGGCAGGUAAGAUGGACAAGUUAGGCCCACCACUGCGAACUGGAAGAGAUGUGCAAAGGUUUUAUGACACUGAUACAAAAACAGACAGUACCAUCAAAAGACCAAAUGAGUUGUUGCCUAUGAAGAAAGGCGCAACAAAAACACGGACGUCAACCCCUCCUAGUGUGGCAAGAACCAUGAGCACAGGUGCUCUAACAAACAAAAGAAAAACUAGCAAUUCAGACAGUUACUCAAGGUCUGACAGUAAAAUCGGGUAUGACAGUGGAGACUGCCCAUCCUCAGUCAACGGAGGAAGUUCAAAAAGCAGCGAAGGAAAUUCACCUGUACAGUUAUCAAAGUUCUGCCAUGAAUGUGGAACAAGGUAUCCAGUGGAAUGGGCAAAGUUUUGCUGUGAGUGUGGAAUUCGAAGAAUGGUUGUGUGAACACAUUCUUAAAAGCGAAAAGAAAAUGAGAAAUUGGAAGCAUCUGCUAUGUACUGCUGCAUGGAAAGCUAGAGCACUCCUUCCAGUUAAACUUCAUGCUGCAAACAUGUUGAAACAUCAUAUUGUAAUUUUCUGAGUGCAAUCUUCUGGUUACACAGUUAUUUAUAAACAAAUAUAUAUACUGUAUAUAAAAAUAGCAGGUACCUAAAACUGUGCCAUUCGAGGAAAUACUCUUUAAUCUCUGUUGGAAAUAUUUAAAAUUAAGGUUAAAAUGUGUUAAGUAACUUAGGUAGCAGAAGUGGUUCAGUGUUCUUUUUCUUGUAAAUCCUACUAGAUAAAGGAUUAUCUAAAUCACUUAUGUAGGAAGAUACUUACCCAUAGGGAAUUAGCCAUGAAGAACUUGGGCUUCAAAAGUUUCUCUGUGGAGGCAUUUCCUUCGUAUGUGAUAGUAACUUAGACACUGUGUUCUAAGUGAAAACAAUGAGCUACUCCCUAUAAAUUCCUAGUUAAAAGUGUAAAAAGACUGGAUCUCUUUAAAGUCUUUUAACAGUAAUAUCCUAAUUGGACUUUCCAGUUACUUCCUAGGAUUUUUUUAAAGACUCAAAGUAGAAAAACCAUCUGAAAAUUCUGUUUGCAUAUAAGAAGAAAAGCAAGAUUUAUGUUUGUGGCUUUCCAUGUUCUGUUUUCCAUAAGAACUUGUUAAUAUUUUAAUGUAUUUAUAAGUACAAAUAUGGUAUCCUCAUUUUAUUGUUCCUUUUAUUCAGAAGUACUUGUCGUCUUUCUCCUGUGCUCCACCAUGACUAGCAUAUCUGAAGUUCCAUGCUUUUUAUCUUUAAAGGUCUCCAAUGGUCCCAUUCUUUUUUUACCUAUUCCUCAUUUUCUGAAGGAGAGACAAAGUCUAUACUUACCGUACCUAAAUGUUGAACUCUUAUUUUGAAAACAGCCUUCUUGAUGUAUCCAAUACAAAAAAAGACUUCCAUAAAAAUGUAUGUUAUUAGAGCAGUAGAACUUGAUGUAAGUAGUGACUGUUUUUUAUUCUUAUUCCUGUGCAAAUAGCACAGCUUACAUAUAAGUGCAUAAUGGAGCAACUGUGGUCCACAGGUUUAUAUGUCUAUACCUUAUAUGAUUUUUUUGCAAUUCUGUGCAUUCUUGGGCUCUGAACAGCAGCCUCUUCAAGUUAGUAACAAACUUCACAUUAAUUCAUUGGGAAGAAGAGUCAGGCCCUGGAAGUUGUUGUUGUUUUUUAUAAAUUACACAGGAUAUUAAAACCAUUCACAAGCUGAAUCACUUGUAUCUGAAUGUAAUAAUUUGUUUUGUGAAGUUUUGUUUUGAAGUACUGGCACCAUCUUAGUUACGCGUGGAAGAACAAUCUGAAAGAACUUAAUUGUGCCUUUCCCACAAGACAUACACUCUUUUUGUCAGAAAUGGUUACUUUCAGCUCACAAACACCAUUAGUAUCAAUUUAUGUAAUUUCAUUGUGGCUUAUGCAAAAUAUAAUGUAGUUUUCCAUGAUAGUAUUACAAUCAUUGUUUGCAUUUUCAAAACUGUGAUUACUAUCACUGGGGCCAAUUAUGAAGAAAACACGAUUGAAGAAAAGCAUUUCCAAAGCAAGUACUAGUCUUGGAAGAUGAAAGAUUUAAGAGACUUGAUGUAGUCAUGUUGCAGGCCACAAACUAUUGAUGUUUUAGAAUUAGUUCAAUGGCAUGGAAUUGUCUUAUACUUUUUAUACAAAAUUAUUUUUAGAAAUCGUCCUUUCAGUCUGUGUAGUCUUCUUAUAAUUUGUGUAACUUGGCUACUGAGCAUGGUAGGAUGGAUGACUGGUAAUGAUAGAACUGGCAAAUCUUAGCCAAAUUAUCUUCUAGGUAGUUUAGGUUCUAGGAUCCAUAUUUUGGCACAUUCAUAUCUGUACUUGGAAAAAUUGGAAUCCUGCAUCCUUUGCAUAGAGAAGCCUGGUUUAGAAAAUUUGCCCUGGACUUGGGCCAGGGACAUCUGCAGACUGAAUUACUGCAAGCUGAGUGCCCAUCAGCAAAGAUCCAUCUCCAGAAUAGGUUUGAUCAGUUAGUGAAUCUACUGAGGAAUCAAUUCCUUUGUCUGACUUGAUGAAUUUCCAGUUCUUGUUUCUGCUGGAAAAAUGCAUUUAGCAUGUAUUGAGAGUGCUUUCUACAAAGGGAAAGUUUAGUAAGGAAAUAAGGAUAUGUCUUCCAGGUUUUCCAGGAUUGCUGUAAUUGUAGAAAAAACAUAUUGGCUGUUUCUCCUUGGAACUGUAGGUGACAGGUUUCCUAGUUUUAAAUCAAUCCACAUACAGUUACCGUAACUUUUGCUUUUUGAGCUGUUUGUGUAACCCUCUGCUUCCAAUGCACCGUUUAGUAAAUUGAGUGACACAUCGUUCACUUUGUUUACAUUUCUAUGAUUUAUAGCAAGAACUAGACAAGGUAUUAACCUAAACUGAAAGAAGAAGUUUAAAAAUAUUUCCUUAGCUUUUCACUUGGUCUUACAAGAAGGUCCAUUGAACAUAAAUGACUGCUGAUAGUAACAUUGGAUAAUGUGUAUGAGUUUGAUUCUAUAAUAAAGAUAAGCAGACAAUGAAAAUAUAAUUGACUAUGCAGUUUAUUACUGUAUAGUGAGACUAUCAAGAGGCGUAAUAUGUUUCCGCUUCAACAACUGUUUUUGUUACUGAAUGACACAGGUUUCUAAAGUCUUUGAUGUUACCAACAGUCGAUUGUAUCACACAGGUUAUCAGCACAGAUCACUGUAAUCCCAUCUCAGUGGAAUGUUUGUUAGGAAAUCGUAGAUUUGUUUUCAUAAUGCCCCUGCUGAACUGAAUAGGGGAAGCAUUUUUUUAAUAUAUUUAAAGAAAAGAUAAACUAUUAGGGGAGAUGGACCUUGAAUUUUGAAUCUUCAAGUAUGUUACAUGUGUAGACAGUUCCUGAAUUUAAUUUAUGAAUGACUUAGGUCCAAACUCUCUUGCCCUAGUCUUCCCCCCGCCUUUAUGCCUUGGUUUGCAGGGGAGGAUACAUAUACUGAAAGGGGAAGGUUCCAAAAUGUCUCAAGAAUCAAAAUAUAUAUAGUUGUGAAGAUAAAACCCCUACGUGAACUAUGCACCGCUGAUUCACUACACUGAUUGAUGAUCCUCAACUCAGCUAGUGUCAUCCCCUGUAUGCCUUGUUGACAGGUAUUUAACUUAAAAGUCUAAAUUCCUUAGAGUUUAUGUGUAAAAUUAGGAUUAUGUGAUUACUGCAUUUAGCAUCUGUCUUUGCAGUUUUCUCUGUGUGUGUGUAUAUAUAUAUAUAGUGUGUGCAUGUGAACACACAUGUAUUUUCUGAGAACACAUAAGUUAUACAAAUGUAGAAGUUGCUUUGUUAAAGCAGAGUUGGUACAAAACAGGACUGAAUGCUACUGGAGGAGUGUGAAGCCUCAGACAGUGGACUAAUGUAGUUACUAUCCAUUUAAAGUGAAAUCUAUUGCUGUGAUUUUUUUAAUGAUUUCUAUACCAAUGUCUGACCCUAUGACAGACAUUCUUUUACCGUCUGCCACUGUAUCUUCUUAAUGUGCUUAUUGAGGUUCUUCCAUUCAAUUAAAGAGACAAAAAAAGAAAAAAAAAAAGUAAAAUUCCAUCUAAAGAAACAAGAAGGCUGGUUUUGAGGUGUUUACAUUCCCAUUCUGCUUUUGUGGAUAUCUGUUAUCCAAGGGACAGCUCUAUGCCAGAAAGGCACUACGCUUAUUUAAGUGCAAUGGAGUUACGAGAAAUGCCAGCUUCAGUAGUAAAAACAACAUAGCAUAAGGCUUGAUCUUUAGAUGAUGUAUCUUACACAGGUUUAUAUUUAUGCAUGAUACUCACACCCCAGGUAGUUUCAGAACUGGAAUCUCUAAAUAUACAGCAACUUAUGUAUAUGGUUAUAUGGAUAUAGUUAUACCCUCAGUCUUACACACCACUCUAGGGAAGCGGGCAGGGGGAGGUGCUUUACCACCCUUUCAGCUUGUACCUAUGAAAUGAACAUUUAGGCAGAGUUUUUCAAAUUUGCCAAAGAGACUCCCAAGAGCCCUUAACCUCCUGGGGGGCUCUGAAGAGCUCAACCCGAAGGGUUGGUUCCUUGGCCGGGAAAGGAGAUAGUGGUGGGUGAGGAGCUCUCUGUGCGGGGAGCUCUCUGGUUGGGGAGCUCUCCAUGGUGCUCCGGCGCUCACCCUCUUCCCGCAGUGCCUCAGGUAGCGAGGUCCUCAGGCUUGUAACUCCACAAUGUGUUUUAAAACCUGACUUGAUCUUCAAGUGUCACGGAAGCUCUCUGUCAUCUGAGAGAGACUAGCUCCUGAUUCAUCAUUGCAACUGAGAGUGAGCGCCUGAAAUGCAGUGUGCAAAGAGAACAUUUUUAUGAUGCACGCUUAUCAAAUCAGUGGAAGGAGGUACGACUGCAGUAGUGUAAAUGCUUAUAAACAAGGCAUGUAGCAGUGCGAACUGAUGUAGGCUAUGUAAUUAGUCUGAGUAUAAAAUGAAAUGGUAUUGUCUGUGUAUUGCAAAGUUCUCAAGAAGUGCUAGUUUCCAUCACAUAGACUUUGUAUUCUGCAAAGAACAAACUUGUUAGAAGUUUGGUUUUUUUUUAAUCUUGGCUGACAAAUUUGUGUUUCGUAAGAGCGUCUUUUGCAACUUUAAUUCUUUUCAGUUUGACUAAGCUAUGAAUAAUUGUAUGGGUUGUAUGACAGGGUAGAAUCUUCAUCUUUGGUGAAAUUUGUUUUGGUGACUGGUGAAAAUAGUUUUAUUGCCUUUCAAGUACAGCUCGUUCCAACUUGAUAUGGUUUUGUUGCUUUUUUUUUUUCCUUCAACUCACUGUGUAAGGUUUGAGUUACCUAAUUGUGUUGAAAGAAAUGUUAGGUAAAAGAUUCUCUAGCUGUAUUCAGCAGUUACUUGGUUAAUAUUUUCUUUCUGAUAUUCACAAUAUAAGACAUUACUCUUGCAUACUAGUUCAGGGUUGUUGUUGGAUUUUUGUUAUGUCAUUCCAGAAUGCACAUUUCUGGAGGAUCCUACUUAACCCCAUUCCAUUUCAUGUUGCCAGAAAACAGCUUAUUCAGAUUUUUUCUUAAUUAGUGUUUCUUCUUUAGUCAGCAAAUCAAAUAUUCAGUUUAAUAUAGCUGAAUAUUGAACUUGAGAUCUAAAUAGUAGUGCAUGGUUUACCUUAGCUCUACAUUUGUAUUUGGAUUUCUGGCAGAAGCGUGAAUGGAUUUGGGUCUGAUCUUUAAAGUGCUGAGUAUUCUAUGACUGUUACAAUACCUACUUUACAUGAUUGCUCUAACUUUUGGUGUUCAUCCUUAAUAUGAUAUUUAGUAUGUAUCUUCAUAAGUUUAUUUAUUGAUGUUCUAUGGUUUUAAAUGAAAUGUUCAUUCAUGUGUUUGAGGUGAUUAAUUUUGUCAACAUUGCAUUUAUUAUGUUUGCCUUGCCCCUCAGUACAUUGAAUAUUUUUGUUUGUGACCAUCCGAUGUUUUUUUGCAGAAUUCCUGGGUUUGUCUGCAUCUUAUUUGGUAUAUUAUGUUUAUUUUAAAGUGUCAGUUCUGUUUAAUAAAUGUAAAUCACCACCCAAUGCUUAUUUGCCACUCGUUAACAAUAAAGCAAAUAUGCCAAUAAA